UUCUUGAAAUUGGUUAUAAUGUGGCUACGUGUUGCUGUAGGUGUCACAUGCGGAGCUUUGGUGUGUCUGAAGGCCAUACCACAUAUUUUCCCACAGCUCUAUUAUAAAAGAAUAAAGGAACUCAAAAUCGAUGGAAGGGAAAUGGAGAUUCCCCCACGUUGCAGAGAACAACUCGCAGGAAUUUCUCAAAAACUUGGGAUGAGUGAUAAACAAGAUAAGAUAUCCUUCUUCGUGUGCAGGUCUCUUUAUCCCAGUUCUUCUGGGGCUACAUGGCUUCCCAAUGGCGCAGUUAUUGGAGUUCCUUUAUCAUUCUAUUUUAAGCACGAGGAUGAUCUUGGGAGGUUUGGUGAAAUCUGUUUCCAGGACGGCAAGGUUCCUAUGCUGUUGCAGAGCAGGUUUGGCCAAAAAUUUAUCCAUACACAGCUUUCGUCGGACGAUAACAUAGCAUUCUGUAUUGGUCGUGAACUGGUUCAUCUAAGUAGUUCUUUUGAUAUCGCGUCUGACGUUUUCUUUGCCCCAUCAUGGCUGAUUGCAACGUACGCAAUAUCAAGAAGGACACGAAUCGUUAUACCCAGAGCUUCAGCUCUUGUGGACGGCAUUGUCAAAGUCACGUUAUAUUUGCUUAGCUUUGCUUGUUUUUGGCCAGUAGAGCGUCGCCUUAACCAUUACAGAGAAUUCAAGGCAGAUGAAAUGUCUGCUAGGUGUGAUCUUGAUGUGGCUAAAGGUGGGGUUGAUUGGGUGUUGAAGAAAAAGAGAUUUCUGUCGCUUAUGAAAUCUAUACAGGGGGGACAUGAAUCAAAAGAAAUGCUUUUUAACACUGUAGACUCUACUCAUCCAAAGUUACUAGAUCGAUUGAGGAGACUGGAAGUAAUUGUAGAUGAAAAGAUCAAAGGUGCAAGGUAACCAUCUGACCCUGAGCUCUGGUUGUUAAUUCUCCCCUUUUGCUCAAUACCUGUAUUCUCAUUACCUGUUUGCUGGAUAAUGUAUGGGUAUUGUAGGAGGAUGUUAGAUGUUAAUCAUUUCCAGGAAAUAAAGGGUUAAAAAUAUG
Pocillopora verrucosa is the source of this 1048-nucleotide messenger RNA. RefSeq names its product transmembrane protein 177. Lineage: Eukaryota; Metazoa; Cnidaria; Anthozoa; Scleractinia; Pocilloporidae. Gene Ontology annotation, cellular component: membrane. The record is from RefSeq and is a predicted model, not a curated record.